This is a messenger RNA of Paramuricea clavata, 444 nucleotides long. Lineage: Eukaryota; Metazoa; Cnidaria; Anthozoa; Malacalcyonacea; Plexauridae. The record is from the annotation of a GenBank genome assembly.
AUGAACAAAGGGUACCUAAAUGGAGUUGUUUUUCUUGACCUAAAGAAAGCAUUUGAUUGCGUAGACCACAGUAUCCUACUCAGAAAAUUAGAACUUUAUGGCAUAAAAGGGGUUGAACUAAAUUGGUUUAAAUCAUACUUGUCAAAUAGAAUCCAAAGGUGUAAGAUUGGACAAACUAUUUCAGAGCCGCAAAAAAAUCGUAGUGGAGUACCCCAGGGAUCUAACUUGGGUCCUCUGCUAUUCCUUCUUUAUAUUAACGACUUGCCAAAUUGUUUAAAAUAUACUAAAGCGAAUAUGUUUGCCGACGACACAAAUCUAACCACUGCGAGCUUAAAUAAAGAAGAACUACAACGGCGAUUAAAUUCCGACCUAGAGCUUAUGCACAACUGGUUGUUGGCCAAUAAAUUGACAUUAAAUAAAGAUAAAACAGAAUAUAUGCUAAUU